This is a messenger RNA of Oldenlandia corymbosa var. corymbosa, 567 nucleotides long. Lineage: Eukaryota; Viridiplantae; Streptophyta; Magnoliopsida; Gentianales; Rubiaceae. The record is from the annotation of a GenBank genome assembly.
AUGUAUCCAUCCCAGUCAUCCUCUUUCAGGUUCUUUAAGGAAACUGAAAAGGAACAACAGAAAGGGGAGAAAAAGGCUUUAAAUAUGCACUUUGAACAAAGUGUGGGAUUGAUGUUAAUUAGCUUGAUCUUAUAUGCUAUUGUUGGCAUUAGCCAAGAUGAAGAUGGUGGUGAGCCUUCAUCGAAAGAUUGUGGAGUAGUUGCCUUGGGAAAAUUUGAUGCCCUUCACAUUGGUCAUAGAGAACUUGCAAUCCAAGCAUCAAAAGUUGGGACCGCUUUCCUUCUAUCUUUCCUUGGAAUGGCGAAUUGCUUGGAUGGGAACCUAGGUAUAGAAUUCCAGAUUGACUUCUCGAAAGUUAGGUCUCUCAAUCCGCAUCAGUUUGUUGAGAAGCUAUCUAAGGAGCUUGUAGUACGGGGCGUGGUUGCAGGUAACAGAAGUCUGCGAAUAGCUGAAAAAUACAGGUUCGGAUACAGGGCUUCUGGCAAUGGAUCCGACCUAAUUAGGUUGUGCGAAGAGUAUGGCAUGGAAGCUUACAUAAUCAGAUCUCUGAUGGACAAGAACCAAUGA